Xyrichtys novacula (pearly razorfish) is the source of this 15319-nucleotide messenger RNA. The record is from the annotation of a GenBank genome assembly. Lineage: Eukaryota; Metazoa; Chordata; Actinopteri; Labriformes; Labridae.
AGUGUUCCGGUUUCCGGUUCAGUCUGCUGUGCGCAGAAGUUGCUAGUUACAGGAGCCACAAUGGCGUUUGUAAUGUCCUUCAGAUAGGGCUGUGGAUGAUAUUAAAUCCACUAGCAUCGCCCUAAAUAUAGGCCUGGUUGAUUCCCAGAGCCAUUGAUAAUAAACUGGAACAUCUACUGCACACGAAAAUACUAUGAUUUCUUAUCAAUACUGAAAUUAUAGGGGAUAAAACUAACAUUGAAGGGAAUAUGUGAACAGUACCAACCGGGUCAAGUUUUCAUUUUGUUCGAGAAACGAGCUUCUUUUAAUGAAGGCACUGCUUGUUUCUGAACGCUUAGACCGUAAUUUUGUGGAAUAAAAGCACCUUUACUUAACUUGGCACCGGACAAGGACACCUUUCACAAAGGGACUUUUUCUUUUUUACGAGUCAGCUCGCUAGCCGCCGAGCAUUAGCUAGCGGCGCUAGCUAAACUGAGACGGAGGCGACACCACAAUGUUCCGAUGUUUUGUCGGGAUCUUUUUCAUUCCCUGGCUAUUUUGAGGUACAACACUUCACAGCGCUGAUAAACCACCUUGGCAUUUUUCUGCUUUGAUGAACCAAACUGACGAUCUCAGUGGAGUGGACUGGUAUUGAAGAGGACUGGACGUGAGCGGCCUAGUUUGUUCAUUCUGUGUAAUAGUUUACUCUGUUACUGCUUAGUGGCACAUUUGUUUUGAGUAUUUGUGAUAGUUGAUGGUCUCUUGUGAAUGAAUUGCCUGGACCACAGAGGCCCAGUUACAGGAGAGGUAUCGUCGCCGGCGUGAGGGAUGCCUGGGUCGGACCGACACCAUGGGACCAAGAGGAAGCCAGAAUCUAGCAACAGUGGUAUGCUACACCAAACCCAGGCCCAAACUCAUACCUCUGUGGGAGAAAAGGCAAGCAAAGACGGCAAAGUGCAGUUAAAAUCUUCAAUGUCCUCUUCCUCCACAAAACGUAAGCGGCAUAAAUCAACCAAACAUAAUAGGGGAUCCUUGGCGACACCGGGACCAGAAUAUUUUACCCUAGGCGACACGGCGCCACCUGGUGUCAACACGGUGAAGCCUCUGGUUGAGUACGAUGAUAUCAGCUCGGACUCGGACACUUUCUCGGACCCACCAUCCUCCAGGCCCUCUGACAGGGCUGUCGCGUACCGACUGGAGCCCUCACCAGACUGCGACAGGGAAGAUCUCAGCAGACAAACUGAAAGCAGACAAAACAGGGGGCACAGGCAGUCCCGCAAAAAACCCAAGGACCCAAACAAAGUUAGAGAUCCUGGAAAUGGGGAACGUGGGUACAAGAAAAAGAGCAGCAAAGACCGCGAGAAAGGAAGUUCUGGAAAAAGCAAGGAGAAGGCAACAUCCUCCGGCCCAUCAACCAAACGUCAGGUCCAGCCCGAGGUAGAGUCUAAACGUGGGGAACUGAUGCUGUCCUCCCAGCUACAACCUGGGGCCAGUGUAGGUAGCACCACCUCCUCCACAUCCUCAUCUCGCAGUAAGGAAAGCAGCCGCUCAGGGAAGUCUCGCAAAGACAAGCAACAGCGCAGAGAGGGCAGAGGAGAGGGCAGCCGAAGCUCCUCUCAGAGGGUCCGAGCAGACGGGAGCCACCGCAAAUCCUCCAAGAGCCACAAGUCAAGCCCUAAGGGCAAGUCUUCUAGUAGGGGUAGCCCUCGCAGGAAGGGCACAAGCUCUGCUCUUUCACCUAGUCCCAGAAGAGGGGCUGGCAGCGAGAGUCCACAGGGCAGUGGGUAUGGGCAGCAAGGGGAUGAUGGCUACUCCAGGCGAAGGGUGGCCCAGCAGAGCCCCAGUCCCUACAGAGACAUGUCUCGCAGCAGACAAAGAUCAGAUAGCCCCUAUGGCAGCAGACACAGAUCCUCCAGCUAUGAGAGGGACAGCAGCCCUUACUCAAGGAGACGCUCCAUCAGCCCCUAUGGUACUCGCAGAUCCUCCAGCACCAGCCCCAUGUCUCGGUGAGUGUAUGCUGAAAAUGUUUGGAGACCCCUUAAGGGUAAACGGUCUUAAGAGUUGUAGCUCAUUACCACCACAUGUGUUGAGAGGGAAAAUGUGUCUUUUCACAGGGCAAGAUGAGUGUUUGAGAGAGCACAUACUAACUUACCCACACAGCCAUCCUUUGCGGCAUUUGCAUAGCAUCUAAAAAAACCCAAACAGUAGCUGCUUGCAGUUGAACUGGAAGCCAGGCAGACCUGUUGAGCUUGCUAAGCUAUUCUCUAUACAGCAAGAUAUUGAUUGUAGGGGGGAAGGAUGUUUAUGAUGAACCUUUCUUGUCAUGGUACUGACCAAAGCUCAAGGGUGAGAAAGUUAAUGGAUGUGAGUGAUGACAAGACAGUCAGCUGAUAUGAAUACUUACCUUCAGAAUAUAUAUAUAUACAUAUAUAUUCAACCAUGGCCUUUGGUUUCUGCAAAGAGGUUAGGGCACAGCAAAAGAGGUAUGGGUCUGCUCCUGUCAUGCUAGUAUCUGAGACCAUUGUACUGAUUAUUUUUCAGUCACACAGCUCAAAGCCAUUUUUUAAAAAUGUAAAAACAACCACAGAAAGCCUGGAAAUCUGGUGGUGAGAGGACUUGCCUAAUCGACAAUAAGAUAGUUCUUUCAUGUUCAUGAUUAUCAGUUUGUAUGCUGGGUUAAGGAAAUAAAGUCAUACCUGGUGACCACUUCUUACUACUUUACUGGUCAUAAUCAACAAAACCUUCAGCUGUCAGGAAAUGUCUCUACUGCAUUUAUAGAUUUUAAAAAUACCGUAUAUUUCGCACUAUAAGGCGCACUUAAAAUCCUUAUGGCUUGUCAGAGCACUGCAGCUACCGUAGCCUUGCAGAGUUAUUGAAUGAGUUAAAUAAAGUUUGACUUAUCUGACUGUUUUGUUUGGCUUAAUGCGCUUUAUAAUCUGGUGUGCCUUAAUGUAUGAAAAUAGACGCGUUCAUUGAUGGUGCCCCUUAUGAUCAGGUGCACCUUAUAGUGCGAAAAAUACAGUAUUCCUUGUCUUCAAUUUGAGGAAAAUAGUAGUGCAUAUCUGGGGUUGGAAUGGAGUCAAAAUAAAUUUAAAUAAAAAAAAUGCACAAGCUGCUUCUUAGAAGAAAACAAAAGUUUGAGAUCCAGCAUGUUAUUCAGUUUUUAAGGUCAUGGUUUUACUUUGUUACCAAUUUUAUGUGUAUUAUGCCAAACUCACUGUCCUCCAAAUCAAAGACCCCAGAUGUUUUUUUUUCUAAAAACUAUUUGGGAUCUGAUAUGGUCAAAAGAUGGCUACAGUUUAUGACCUAUUCUUAUGCUUGUUUGAAGAUAUUCAAUAAUCAUGUUACAUAUUUUAUCCAUGUCUCUGAUCUCCAGAAGAAUUUGCUAACUUGAUGUUGUUUCUGGCAUUGUUUCUGCUUUUUAUAAGUGAAAGUAUUUUCCCUCUUAGGCGUUCUGGCCGCUCCAGGAGUCGCUCUCCUCUGCAGUACUCAUCUUCUCGUCGCUCUUCCUCUCGUUCCCGAAACAAGAGGCAUGCCUCCUCUGCUGGAGUGGGGGGCAGCUCCCACAGCAGUCGACCUACAAGCCGCUCUCCUCCCUCCACUCGCCUGCCUCUGAACUCCAGCCUGGGUGCCGAGCUUACAAGAAGGAAGAAAGAACGGCAGGCUGCUGAGGCUGCAGCCCGUGCCAGUGGUGGUGCUUCCCCCCUACCCUCGGCACGUAAACCUCCAGGCCUCUCCUCUGUGCGGCCUCCCAAAACAGAGGCUCCACAACCAGACAGAGAGGCAGCAUCAGUUGAAGAACCCCCUCCACCCCCUCCUGCGCCAUUACCCCAGGAUGAUCCUAAUGUAGAAGACGAGGCAACUGCUCCUCCACCUUCCUCUUCCACCUCCUCUCCUGCACCUCUUCCUCCUCAGCCCUCUCCAUCUGUGCCACCCGGUCCAGUCACACAAGCUCCACCACCACCACCACCUCAGACAGAAACAAGUAUUCAUCCUCCGACACCCUUGACCACAUCCCAGGCCAAAUCUCCAGCCCCACUCCCUGCACGCAGCCCCCUUCGCCCAACGCCGCUGCACAAAACAUCGACUCUGCCUCCCCUGCCUUUACCACCUGCAUUGCUGGGGAACGCCCAAAACAGGUGAGACCCAUCUCAAGGGAAAGAGAAGAGAACGAGUACAACUAACACCACUCAUUCAAUACAUGCUCAUCUCUCUCUAUCCUGCAGGAGAAAACCUGAACUUCUCCGUAUUGUUGUCUUUACAUCCGUGGUACAACAUUUCACAUUUUUAAGCAGCAGCUACCUCUGUAGCAGGAAUUUACGUGGAAAUGUUCUCCAUUUUUCCUCAUGUUAACAUUUAGAUGCACUAACAGACUUUUUUGUAUCAGAGUUAAUGUGUAUAGUCAAGUGUAUUUAUUUUAUUUGCAAAUUUUCACUGUUUUGGCUUGAAGAACAUGAACUCUUCAAGUUGCCUGAAAACUUUGAUUUCAAAUCGUUCGAGAGUUCCCUUCACAUUUAAGGUUGAACAUUACAGUCAGAAAGUUAACCUGGAAUCCAUGCCUUACCUCUUGCACUAAUUAGUUUGAUACAGAAUAUAAACGGUUUUCUUUUUCUUUUGCAUCCUCAGUCCAAAGAAGUCCACCCCACCUCAGAAACUACCUAGAAAGGAAAAGGAAGUUCGCAGUCGGACGUCACUCAUUGACCUCCCAUUACCGCCUACCCUGCUCGGAGGAGAUGCUUCACCUCCCCAGUCACCCAUCCGUCAGCCCCCAAUGCUGCCCCAGACAGUCCUGAAGAAGAGACCAAAGUCAGUUUAUUGUCUCAUUCACUCAGUCAUACUUUUUGAAUUCUACAGAUUAGAUUUUUUCAACUGUUUUUAUGAUUUCCAGGAUUUGCUGCCCGCGAUACGGUGAGCGCAAACACAACCUGAGUGAUUGGGGCAAACGCUGUGUAGAUAAAUUUGAUAUAAUUGGCAUCAUAGGAGAAGGUACCUAUGGCCAAGUGUACAAGGCCAAGGACAAAGACACUGGUAAGUGACUUCCAUCGUGAUAGUUCUCACAAGUAUUUGGUGCUUAAACAAGCGAAGAGUGAAUACAAAUAUAACGGGUUCUCUUUUGAACUUCCCAGGUGAACUAGUUGCUCUGAAGAAAGUGCGUUUGGACAAUGAAAAGGAGGGUUUUCCCAUCACAGCCAUCCGUGAGAUCAAGAUCUUGCGGCAGCUCAAACACCGUAGUGUUGUUAACAUGAAGGAGAUUGUCACUGACAAGCAAGAUGCCCUAGAUUUCAAAAAGGACAAAGGUAAGAGGGUCUGAGUAAUAUUGAGAAAUAGUAAAGAGAUGUGAUUCUUCAGAUUUUUCAACUAGAGGAGGUAACUCAUGAGAUCUAGAUGGCUGUGAAACAAAUUUAAAGAAGUGGUAGUAAGUAAUAAAGUAAAAAGGGGAAUCUCAGUACACACAGACCGAACUAUGCGUUUCAUUUCCUGGUAUAUAUGCAGUUAUUUUUGAUGUGCUCAACCUGUUGAGUUUGAUUUAACAGCAGUUUGCCAUGUUUUUUGUGUUUAUUUUUAGGCCCGAACUACACGUAUAUGGAUAUUUAUUUAUCAGGAUAUUUUUGUACUCCCGUCUAAAUAAAUGUAUCUGUCCACACGUGUUAGUUCUCAAAAAUAUCUGCGUCCACACGUAGCCUUCAAACUCAAUCCUAUCUUGUGCUGCUUAAAAAAAAAAUCAGGAACAAAGCUACCUGAUUGGCCGAUGAAUCGUAACAGCGUGAUGCGUCAUGCAUUGUUUGCGGAAGCUACGAUAGUGCAUCGGGUCCAUGUGACGGACCAUGUGACCAAUAAAAGUAUCGGGCGCAGCAGACGCGUCUGUGAGCUGGCUGACUGGUGGAUGUAAUUGUAUAAAAUAAGGUUCACUUGCAAGGCUGAAAUUAGCCCCAAAAGGGCAAAACAAACGUAAAGAAUACCCUGUCUGUCCGCCAUCGUUGUUGUUGUUUUUCUUUUUAAUUUGCAUGCGCGAGCUGCGGUUUGACGUCAUCGAUCCGUAAAAGUCCAACCACACGAAUCCACUACGGAUACGGGAUACAGAUAUUUUUUUAUUUCUCCACUUGUUUUUCCGGAUUCAGAUUUAUCCGGUUUGAGUGCUCCAAACUCCUGUUUUGGUGUGGUAGGGAGGCCUAAUCGGACAUAAAUAUGUGCGGUUUGAAAUAUAUCCGCAUUCGUGUAGUUCGGGCCUUAGUGUUGUGCACAAACUUGUGUUUGUGUCACAGAAAUGAAUGACAUUGUUUAGAUCUUAAAUUUAUGAGUGUCUCUCCACUGUCUCCUGGGUGAACUAAGCUAACGUUCUUGUUCAUAAGUUUCAAAUUAAGCUACUUGGAUCACUGUUUGCCAAAAUAUAAGCGCUUCAUGAAUGCGUUCAUUGUAGCAUAGCGCUGUUUACUACCGGUGCAUCAAAUGAUGUAAGAUAAGAAAAGCAACCAAGAAUCAACAGCUCCUGUAGAUAACAUGUUCAAGAGAAGACACCACAUUGUAGUCGCAUUGAUGAACUACUGUAGCAGCUUGUCUGCAAUCCACAAAGAAAAGCGUGCAAAGAGUUUUUCUGUCCGAUCUGAUCUGAUAUUCAUUGACACUUUUAGACGGGUGAGAAACCCACAUAACGUUGUACCGUAACUGAUCCUGCAGGAGUCACAAAGCACAGUAGUUUCACAGUUUUAGCAGAGAACUCGCAGUAAACUCUCUGAAUGAAUCUUAUUUUCAAGUCUUAUUUAUGAAACGUUUUUUCUCUGUUUCUCUCCAGGUGCUUUUUAUCUGGUGUUUGAGUACAUGGACCAUGAUCUGAUGGGCCUGCUGGAAUCGGGCCUGGUCCAAUUCUCCCAUGAGCACAUCCGCAGUUUCAUGCGCCAGCUGAUGGAGGGUCUGGACUACUGCCAUAAGAACAACUUUCUUCACAGAGACAUUAAAUGCUCCAACAUACUGCUCAACAACAGGUAAGGAACCACGGACAUGACAUGACAUGGUUCCAUUAUAGUGCAGAUUAACUGCACAGUUUGCUUUUGUACAUUACUGCAUCUGAUCCCUGUUUACAAAGUGAUAUUAAUAUUUCCAACAAUGUUCACAUCAACUGAAAACUUCCAGGGGUCAAAAAGCAGCUGUAAAUAAGAAAAACAUACAGCCAAGCACAGUGCAAUGCGAACUAUAAUCUUAGGGAUUCAUUACUUUUUUAUAGAUGUUAGUAGAAAACCAUAUUUCCUGAUUUGUAUCAAUAAACCUGCACAUUUACAUAGCUGGGUGUCUGGUACAGGUUUGCAUGAAGUCUACAAGACUACUUCUUAUUCUUAAGAACAAAGGUUAAGUUGCUGCUGAUAGUUACCUGCCUGUAAAACAUGAUUUUUUUUUUUUUUUCUGUGAUAUAGAGCUUGAUGAGCAUGAAAAUGCUUGCGCAACGGCCAGAAAGAGCAAAUAUUUGACUGCAGGACUCAAAAUUAUCAGUUUUUACUUGGUAGCAGAAUUUAGGGGCAGCCAGUAAAAAUGAAGAAGCAUCUGCAUUUUCUGUGUUUGGCACUCUCCUCAUGUUUGGUCAAGCCAGAAUGAGGCAAAGGCAGUGUGAUCUGCAACCUUCAUUUCACAGGCCCUACAGAGAGCAGUGAAUUGUGCCAUUUUCAUAGUGGGGCCAUUCAACAUCUUUCAGCUAUUCUACAAAAACUAUGAGCUGUGUCGCUGAUAAAUCUACAUCCACUGCAUUUGCCAUUUCCAGCAACAACUUCAGGAGAAAUGUUUUACAUAAGGUGGCCUACAAAUGAAAUUAUGGCUGAAUGAUGUAUCAUUUAAAUACUUUUGUGACGUGUGUAUUCACAGUAGUCAAAUCACAGGAUGUUUAAUGUUCACCUGCAACCUGACAUGCUCUGAAAACCUUCUUGUUAUCUAGAAUUUAUCUCCAUUUAAUGGCUGAGAAAUCACUUAAAUGCAGCCCCCCCCCCCAAUCGAACACAGGAAGACACAGGAAGUGUCUGCAUCUGUCUGUGUCACAUGAUCAGAUGUAAACAUGCAUGAGUGGCGUCUCUGCAUACACAGUGGACAGUGUUUUGGUGCUUUUCUAGGGAACAUGUAUGGACUGCAGGGUCUGAGCGGUCUUAAAAAAUCUGAAAACGUCUAAAAUCGUAUGAUUUGAAUUUAAAGCCUUAAAAUGUCUAAAAUUCUCUUAAAAUCUCAUAAAAUGUCUUAAAUAAGAUGUUGAAGGUGUUGAAAAAGGAUAUUGCAUCUUUUGAAUAAGAUUUCUUUAAAAUGUAUCAACGUUACUUUUAAAUAAAUAACGUGCCAUAGAAAUAAAGAUUGAUUUAAAGUUGUGUAAAAUGUUCAGAUUUUCCUUUAUGUCUGUCAUACUUUUUUGGCCAGUAUGGAUGUUAAAUGGGUCUUAAAUUGUAUUCAGUACAGUCUUAAAAAAGUCUUAAAUUUGACUUGUUUAAACCUGGAGAGACCUUGGACUGCUAAACUAACGUCUGGUUUCUACGCCUGCGGUGCAUGUACAGUGUAGUGUUGUGAAAACCAUAUGCCAAAGUAGAUGAUGAGUCCAGUGCCGGGCAAUGUGAUGUUGGUAGAAAGGGCUUUAAUCUUAAAGCUGAAAAUAUGCUGAUAUUGAUGGUGUAAUAGAGUUUAAGAAAAUUUUAAUCAAUACUGAACUCUAAAAAUACACUACAUUUCUCUGGGACAAAUUCUUGUAAUUUCUGAUUUUGCAAUUGCGUAAAGGAAAAAAUAGAGACUUUUUUUUUCAAUAUUGUGCAGCUCAGAAAGAAAACUCUCAGCAAUCUCUUCAUCUUGUCUCAUCAGCCCUGCAAAUUUUGUGCUAGUCAUCUCAGUAUAACGUGAGUAGAAAAGGCAAAUAUUUAUUAGGCUAAUAUUAACCAAUCCAAAAUCAGCAUUCAAAGUUCUGAGUGUCAGGUGGAUGUUUAUUUGGUUGAUGAUUGGUUAUGUAAAUGUUGGACUGUGUAUUAAGGUGGUUGAUACUAACGUCUGCUAAGAGGUACAAGUUGCACCCUUAGCAGGCAUUACUAAUCCACCACAAGUCACUGUAUUUCUUUGAACAUUUAAUAAAGAAAUGAGAAGCAGAGUAACACAAUUACAAUUAUGUGUACUCGUACAAAUGCUCCAGCUAAAAAGAGAAGUAGUAAUUGUCUGCAGUGUUUCACAAGUUACAAACUGAUUUGAUUGAAAUGGAAGCUAGUAUUUAAGAUAUUUUUGUCAUCUGUUUUCCCCUUUACAGAGGUCAGAUCAAACUGGCAGACUUUGGUUUGGCCCGUCUUUACAAUUCAGAGGAAAGGUAAGAGAUUUUUUUCAUGACAUAUUUACCUCUUAAAUGUCAUUGUUUACACUGAUAACUUUUGUCAUUUAAACCUAUGAAAACACUUUCAUGAUGAUCGUAGAAGUUUUAAUACACUCAAGACUUCCCCCUGAAUUUACAGCGACUCCCCUCUAGGUGGUAGUGUCUGUCACAUUGUUUACCAACACAAAUCCCAGAUAGUGAAAGUGGAAGUGUUUGUCUUUGUACACUCAUGGGUAAUCAUGCCCUGUGAAUGUCUUACCAUCCCCUCUCUUUUCUCGCCCCCAGUCGGCCAUACACUAAUAAAGUAAUCACACUAUGGUACCGCCCCCCUGAACUUCUGCUGGGAGAGGAGAGAUAUUCUCCUGCUAUUGAUGUAUGGAGCUGUGGGUAAGUGUGAUCAUGAUUAAGGUAAUAAUUACAAUAACUUUGUUCAUGUAGCACUUUUCGAAAACCAAGUUACAAAAGACUUAAAAAAAAUCAAACAAUCUGAAUUGUUGAAGGCAAGUAAGAGAAAAGAGACAACCUCAGACAGGGAGUUUCACAGCUGUGGGGCCCAAACUGCUAAUGCUCUGUGCAUUUAUGACCCAUCAAGAUUGAGGAACCACAAUCUGGGCCCUGUUAGGAGACCUCAUGCAGGGGCCAGUCUCAAAGGGAGUUAGCAGUUCACAGAUACAGGCUUUAACUUUGAGUCUGAAGUCACAAGGAUUAAAUCAGCUGCAGUCUUUGGAUGUUGUGCUCGCUGAUGCUACAACAAAAAGUGUUACAAGUAUAGAAGGCAAAUGCAUGGGAGACUUUUUAUGUAUUGAAAGGAGGGACCUGAUUUUUGUCCAUUUUCACAGCUGAGUAAAACAGGACUACUCUAUUUCAGUCCUCUUAAUGUCAAAAGAAAGAGUUUUUGAAGUAAGGAGGUGUUAAUAUCUUUCCACUCUCUUCUUCCAUCAGGUGUAUUCUUGGAGAGCUUUUCACCAAGAGGCCCAUCUUUCAGGCUAACCAGGAGUUACUACAACUGGAACUCAUCAGGUAGGCUGCCCUUUGCUGAACACACCUCUUCACAUCCCAGUUCCUCUUUUUUCAUUGUCCCUGACCGCAUAUCUAUCCUACUCUGUCGCUUCAGUCGUCUGUGUGGGAGUCCUUGCCCAGCAGUCUGGCCCGACGUCAUUAAACUUCCCCUCUUCAACACCAUGAAACCCAAGAAACAGUACAGACGGCGACUGCGGGAGGAGUUUGCUGUGUAUGUACACCCUGCACUUCAUUAAAGUAGCUGUGCUUAACUGUUCCUGGGUCCCCAUAGUUACAUAAUCCGUUCCCUUCCUUUCAGUUUACCGACCUCUGCUCUGGACCUGCUCGAUCAAAUGCUCACCUUGGACCCUGCGCGGCGCUGCACAUCAGAGCAGGCCCUUAACAGUGACUUUCUGUGUGAUGUGGAGCCCAGCAGGAUGCCACCUCCAGAGUGAGUCCACCAUAAGCUCUGCUCUUAUCUUAAAUGACAUAGUAGUAUUGAGGCGCAUGUUGUUCUUGUUGUCAGAGGUGGGGGGAAAUAUUAAAACUGUACUCUGUGAAUCUUUUCAAUUUAAUGUGUUUGAAUGUUUAAAAUUCUGUCUGAGGCAUCACAAAUCUGAAAUUAAUGUUGGCUCUGUAAUGACUUAAUGUAUUCGUUUUCUGCAGCCUUCCUCACCACCAAGACUGCCAUGAGCUGUGGAGUAAGAAGAGACGACGAGCUCGACAAAGCGGGCUGCCUGGUGAUGUGCCUGUGCCCAAAGUGCCACGUAAGGAUGUGACAGGAACCUCCAGCGGAGAGAACAGCCGGGCCCAAACCAGCCCGGCUGCAGUGCCCCCACCUCCACAGGGAAAGCCCCCCUCCACAGCCAAUAUAGAGCGCGAGUUGUCAGGUAACAGCAAUCUCUCACAGGCAUUUUGAACAGAAACACAAUCAACCAUAAGAGCUGUUUCAGAAAUAUGGUGAACAUGACUUUGUGUGUUCAGGCCUGGGUGUUUCUGCGGAUCAGUUGAACCCAGCAGAGAUGGCGGUGCUGGUGAACCUCCUGCAGGGGCACACUGAUCUAAGCCUGCCCCAAGUUGCCCAGCUCCUCAACCUCUCCAAUCCAGAAACCCUCAGCCAGACUCUUUCUGCGCUCAGUGAGGCUUCUGACCACCAGGGGGCUCCAGAGGACCAGCCUCAGGUUACUGCCAGAUCGCAGCCGCCAGAACCACCUCCUGAACCCCAGGAACUCUCGCCGACAUCCGGAGACCAGCAACUGAGCCAGGAAGACCAGGCCAACCUGCUGGCUCUCAUUUUAGGCCACAUCAUUAAGCCACAAACUGAGGAGCAAGGCGAUGAGAGCAAUGGCGUCCAAUCAGAGGAGGCACUAAUGCGCGAUUCAUCUGCCUCCACUACUGAUCGCAAGGGCAAGUCUGGGUUUAGUCUCUAGAGGGUAGAAAAAUUGGGGAAACAGGAUUUGAUGGAAAUUUCAGGAGACCGCAAGAAUGCAGAGAGCAGUGCAGAGAACAAACACAGUGUGGUUUUUGUACACAAAAUUCCUGUGUGAAAAUUAAUUAGACCACCUUCUGAAAUGAGAAAAUGAGAAAUAAACCAAAUAAAUUUGGCCAUUAGACUUAUCUUACAUCCCUCACCCUUCCCUUUCUCCCUGACAUUCCUUCAACACUCACUGUUGUCCCUCUACGCCUGUGUUACCACUACACUUACUGAAGAACGUGCGAAAAAAAAAGACCUUCAAAAUGUCUGUCGAGUGUUUGUCAUCCUGUGACCCUUGCAACUUGGUGAAGGUUUGGUUGCACACGGACAUCUUUAACUGUAUUCACAAUAAACCAGAGAAAGUGUAGUGUUCUUCAUUGGAGUGAAAAGAAAGGUUCACACUGUAUUGUCCCCUUCCACAUUUCUCCCUUUUCCUUGUUUAUUUUUUUUUUUCCCUCACGGUUUUUGUUUCUAUAUCUGUUUCAUCUCCACACGUUUCUUUCAUCCUUCAUUUCAUGAUAAAGCAGGUGUUGAGGAUUCUUCACAGGAAGAGAUGUUGCUUUCAGCUGUCUGUAAUGUCAGCCUUUUUAUGAAGAAAGUCUAAUAAAUUAUCAAGUGAAAAUAAAUGUAUUCAAUCUUUAGACCUCACCUGCAUGUGUUUCUUUAAACUUUCUUUUGUCACACCUUUUAUUUCCUUUUGGCUCUAGCUGUUAACUCUGACUCAGAUUUUAGUUUGAAGAUGUGUGCGCAACAUGAAUAAACUGUUGGCUUUGCUGCUGACACUAGAAUGGUAGCAGUCAUGUUUUCCUCUUAUCUUUGAAACUCCAGCCGGUUUGGUUUUGCGUUGCUCUGCUGUAGGUUGUAAAAACAAACACGCGUUUCAGGAGUCUUGUCCUCAUCUUUGAAAUAUUCAAAGUCACUUAAGUCACCCUUUUUGGUUCAUCCAGCUGUACAUGCCCCUCCCAGUGCUCCCUCACCCACUCCCCAUGUUUUUUCAUUUUUUAUAGAUGGUUAUUUGGAGGGAACUAUUCUAGCUGCAUCUGUUUUGCAUACAUUACUCCUAUUACAUACAUCAGCAUUAGCCAUAUUGGCAAGUCUUGGAUAUUCAAUGUUUAAAAAAAAACGUACAAAAAUACUUUUUUGCUGUACUGAAUAAAAUCUCUAAUAGUCAAAUCACGUUAGAAUAAAGUCAAAGCCUUUUAGGACCCUUUAAUACGAGGUUUUAAUUUACCUGAAUAUGUGCAUUUAUGAUUUUUUAAAGGCUAAGCACAUCUUUGUGUUAAAGUCUGGGUCUAAGAACUGACUGUAUUAAUCAAUGCAUUGCUCAUAGAUUAACUAAACUAAUAUUACUGCCAUGCGUAAACUGAUGUUUAAGCCUCCACUAACUGCCAACGUGCAACUGAUGAGAAGAUUUUCUUAGAGUCCUCUGCCACCCUCUUGUGGUAAAGGUAGGACCGUGCCAACGUUGCUAAUUUAUAUCAGGUCAUUUGGUCAAAAAAAAGAGCUUCUUGAGCUCCGGGUUAGCACACUGCAUCUUUAACAUAAACAGAGACAUUAAUGCCACUGUGACACAGUCUAUACGCUGCAUGUAUUUUUUUUAAAAUAUCCCAGUAGCUAACAUUUGUCCUCUCUUCUGUUUUGAUCCCCACAGAUACUGCACCAUCAAAAAGGAAACCGUUUGGGUCUAACCCUGUGCCCCAGUCUGGUGACCAGCGUCCACCCUCACCACCAGGGCCGCCACCAUCAGCUGUCCUCGCUGGAAAUGCUGAGCAGGCUGGGUCUGAAACCCAACCUAACCAGGACAUCAGCCCUGCUGUAGCAGCUGCUUUGCUUCAGCUCAUCUCCCAGCAUGACUCGGAAGCUGAGGUCCCUCAGCGCAGCAAGGACCCUUCUCCUGCAGUAGAUGCUCCAGCCCAGGGACAGCCCCCUCCACCCUGGGUUGCAGACUCACCACCCAAAUCUUCGGCUACAGCUGAGGACCCAUCGGGGCCAAAGACUGCUGCUCCAACCACUGCGCAGUUCCCCAAGGACCAGGAUCUACGCUUUUCCCACGGAACUGCACGCUGACCUCAGGCCCUACAGGGUGACAGACCCGGUUAUGUUGAGAUGGCUCCGGUGACCCUGGCCUGAGGGCAAAGGCAGAGGAAGAAUUCAGAGGGACAUCAACCAAUUAUGACUCGCUGGACCAUGAGCAGGUAGCUAGAGCUGAAACACAGAUCUCGAAAACGAAUGUAGGAAAAAGAUUGACGGUCUUUCAAGGUCAUGAACAUCACUUUCCACUGAACGAGUGUCAUAGUGGAUAGGUGCUCGCACCUGUGGUCAGUAUGUUCAUGACCAGUCUAUGUAGGUAGAGUCACCACGUUUGCAUCUCUGCCCUUUUUUUCUCCACUGGGUUUCCUGACACCUUUGUUUAGCUUCCAAAAUGAGUGUUUCGCUGCUGACACUCAACCAAGAAGAGGAGCCAUGAUCUUUUUUUCUCCUCAGUACGAAUGAUUGUCAUGUCCACUGUAGUGCCCUUUUAGAGAGAAGUGUUGAGGGGGGAUUCAGUGACUGUCCUCCACUCUUUUCUAAAGUUUUGGCUGUGACAGAGCAAAAGCAUUUUAGUUGAAACUAAAACACUCCUUAUGAGUGAAAUUAAACCAAUGAGUCCACUGAUGACAACAAAGGACCUUGAGUUUUUAGUUGAAACUUGCUGGUGAGAGCCCCCCUCUUACAGCCUUGUGCCUCUCUCAUGACCCCGGCAACCCCUGAAUGAUCUUGCCCUGGUGGGGAAAUGUGGAUAAAGUGUCUGCUUUGGGUGUCAUUUACAUCAGUGUAUGUCUGCGGGCCAUUAUUUUAAAUAGUCCCCAAAGACUGCCUGUCAUCAACUCAGUUGAAUUGUAAUGUGUUCUUGGCCCAUCAAUAGACUUCUGUACUCAUCAUGAAGAGACCUCCUGUGUUGCAACAAGCUUAAGCCUGUAGUGCUCAUUUUCAGUCUAUGAUAUGAAUUAAACCACUACAUUAUGAUGGACUGUUUUGUAACACGCACACACCAUCCUGCUAUCAGAAGUAAACAGUGACAAACAUACACUAUAUACAACAAACACAAACAAUUUCCAGCUUUUUCCUUGCUGGCUCUAAGAGCCUUGUCUAAUAUGUUGUCGCCUCCCUGCCAACUUGUGCAGCAAAAGCUUUUUUUGUGCGGUUAUUUUCAAAACAAAGAAAAUUAUUCAAGGUUAAAAAAAAGUUCCAUUUUUCUGUUUCCAUUUUUUGCUUUGGAAAAAGAAAGGGAGAGAAAAAUGGUCCCACUUGUCUGUAAAAAGAAAAUAAUAUUUUGUAAUAUGUGUUUUCUUUGUUCAGUUUAUUAAAGGAAGUUAUGCGACCAGCUGAGUUGUCUCUCCAACACAUCACACCGAUUCAGCCGCUUCGUAGAAAGCAUUCAUGCUUCAACCUAAACUACUGAUGUUAUUCUUGCAUCAUCCACAUAGACUGUAUAUAGAAUGGACGCUGUCUGCCUCCUUGGUGGGUGAAGCCACCACGAGAACAGCACCCACUGGUGAUGAGCUGCAGUGUAGGCC